AGCACUCCUUAGCUCCUGGGAUGCGAGAGGGAGAGGCCCGAGGAGGUCCUGGGGCUGGGCGUAAGCACGUCCCCGGAAAAGGUCUGAGAGCGAAAGAGACUGGUCCUCGGAGGAGCUGCUGGAAGCUACCGGGAAGGCACCCGCGGGGACCUUGCUAGGGCCCCUCCCCUUCGGGGGCAUGCAAUGGAGUUUCCAGAACACAGCCAGCAGCUGCUCCAGAGCCUCCGGGAGCAACGUUCCCAGGGUUUCCUUUGUGACUGCACCGUGAUGGUGGGCAGCACCCAGUUCCUAGCCCACCGGGCCGUGCUGGCCUCCUGCAGCCCCUUCUUCCAGCUUUUCUACAAGGAGCGGGAACUGGACAAGAGGGACCUGGUGUGUAUCCACAACGAGAUUGUCACGGCGCCCGCCUUUGGGCUGCUGCUGGACUUCAUGUAUGCAGGCCAGCUGGCCCUGUGGGGGGAGACCCCCGUGGAGGAUGUGUUGGCAGCCGCCAGCUACUUGCACAUGAACGACAUCGUCAAGGUGUGUAAGCGCCGGCUGCAGGCCCGGGCCCUGGCAGAGGCCGACAGUACCAAGAAGGAGGAGGAGACCAGCCCGCACACCCCGAGCUUGGAGUUUUUGUCCAGUAGCUCCCAUGGCUUCCAGCCUGCCUUGGCUUCCGAGGAGACAUCGGGCCACUGGGCCAAAGGGGACUGGAAAGGCCCUGCCGCCCCCUCGCCUACUGUCCGUCCUCCGGAUGAGCUCUCAAUGCCCGGUGGGGCCGACACCACACAGCCUGGCGUGGAAGUGGACUCCCCGCAUCUCCGGGCACCUCCCCCGCCGACAGGAGCUGAGGUGGCGCUUGCCAGCCCCAGUAGCUCUACAGAGACCCUUCCUGGCAACUACUACUCCCCGGGCCUCGCAACGGUUUCAGCAGAGCCCUUGGCUCCUCUUCACGUGGGGCCUGAGAGUCUGAGGGUGGUGGAAACGAGGGGUGCUGGAGGGCCCCUGCAAGGCUACUAUCCCCCUGCCCCAGCCCCAGCCCCCACCCCUGCCUCUGCCCCUGCUGCAGCACCAGAUGCACCCCAGGCCCCAGCCCCAGCCGAAGCUGAGCUGGUUCAGGUGAAAGUAGAAGCUAUUGUGAUCUCUGAUGAGGAGUCUGAUGUGGCAGAGGAACAGCCCCGGGGCUCUGGGGAGCUCUUCGCAUCUGGAGGUGCCGUGUUUGGGGGGCGGCCUCCCCAGCCAGAGGCGUUUGAGGAGCCUGGGCAAGCAGGAUUGGCGGAGGUGGGGCCAAGUGACCAGUACUUGCCCCCUGACCUUCACCUACCCUACCAUCUGCUGCCAGGGCCAGGGCAGUAUCACCGAGCGCUGGUGACCUCGCCCCUGCCCACGCCCCCUGUCCUGCACGAACCCCUUUUCAUGCCUUCCGAGUAUGAAGCAGCCCCCGGAAGCUUCGGGGUCUUUACGGAGGAUGUGCCCACCUGCAAGACGUGUGGUAAGACCUUCUCCUGUUCUUACACGCUUCGGCGACACGCCACGGUACACACGCGGGAGCGACCUUACGAGUGCCGCUACUGCCUGCGCAGAUACACGCAGUCCGGGGACCUCUACCGCCACAUCCGCAAGGCCCACAACGAGGAACUGGCCAAGCGCAGCAAACCGGAUCCAGAAGCUGGCCCCCUGCUCGGCAGUGGGCCGCCUCUCCCCGGCUCCCCGACACCAGACAGACCGAGCGGUGCUGGGGGAGGGCCACCCAAAGAUUUUGUACUUGGCCCCCCAAAUUAACAUGGGGGUGGGAGGUGAAAGUAGGAGCAGUUACGAGGCCUGCUCGGACCACCUUUUUGGGUGGGACAGCGAAGAAGGCUGGGGGCACUCUUGCUGGGAGGACAGGCCGGUGGAGACACCCUGUCUUUUUCCUUCAGCUUAAGAGCACGGGACUGCCUGGGACUUCUGCGGUGUGUUUGUUCACGUCCCACCCUGCACCCGGACCAUAAAGUGAACAGUGGAAGUGGCCUUCUUUGAA
Messenger RNA from Echinops telfairi (small Madagascar hedgehog), 2002 nucleotides. RefSeq names its product zinc finger and BTB domain containing 3 (gene ZBTB3). NCBI's taxonomy places the organism in Eukaryota, Metazoa, Chordata, Mammalia, Afrosoricida, Tenrecidae. The coding region runs from base 184 to 1764 and encodes 526 amino acids. The record is from RefSeq and is a predicted model, not a curated record. Gene Ontology annotation, cellular component: nucleus. Gene Ontology annotation, biological process: regulation of transcription by RNA polymerase II. The transcript has 2 exons. Gene Ontology annotation, molecular function: DNA-binding transcription factor activity, RNA polymerase II-specific; RNA polymerase II cis-regulatory region sequence-specific DNA binding; protein binding.